Leguminivora glycinivorella is the source of this 813-nucleotide messenger RNA. RefSeq lists its product as uncharacterized. The transcript has a single exon. Bases 1 to 813 code for a protein of 270 amino acids. The record is from RefSeq and is a predicted model, not a curated record. NCBI's taxonomy places the organism in Eukaryota, Metazoa, Arthropoda, Insecta, Lepidoptera, Tortricidae.
AUGAAGGCAGGCCGCAACCGGAGAUGCUGUAAUAAUUGUGAGGAUAAUGAAUCCGACGAUGAAGUGGAGCAGGAGGAGGACCAAGAUGUCGAUAAAAUGCUCAAAGUCAUUUUAAAGAAGGUCAGCGUACUCCCUGGAUUGGAAAAACAAUUAAGUGAUAUAAAACAAAGCAUGAGCGUUCUCUCAGAGAAGUACGACACGCUGCUGGCGGAACAUGAGCAGUCGAAGGAGAAAAUUAGCAAGCUAGAAAAAAUGGCCGCUAGCACCAAUAAUAAAUGUAUAUACCUGGAGAAGCAGAACAUGGCGCUUGAACAAAAAAUACAGGAAUUUGAACAAACUACUAGGAAACAUAAUAUUGAGAUUGUAGGAAUCGAGCAGUUACCAGAUGAAAACAUAAUGGGUAUUGUUACUAAGAUAGGUGAGAAAAUUGACGUGAGCUGCGCGGAUAUCGAGUCAGCGAGACGCACUCAUCCACCACGACCCGGACCGAACGCGAGGCCGGCGCCCAUCAUCGUCGCGUUCAAGAGCUCGGGGACGGCGGCGCGCGACCAGUGGCUCGCGCGGCGGCGCCGCCUGGCGGACCUGACCAGCGCCGCGCUCACAGGCGGGGCCCUCGCCACCAGGGUCUACCUCAACGAGGACCUGAACAAGGCCACCAGAGUGCUGCUGUGGAACGUGAAGAACCAGCUGCAUGGUGUCUUCAAGUAUAUCUGGGUGGUGAACGGUAAGAUCCUGGUGAAGAAAGCCGAAGGCGGAAACGCUACGUGGGUGAGGUCAGAGAACGAUUUAAGUGAAUUAAAGAAAGUGAAGUAG